AAAAAAAUACCAAAUUCAAAACAAUUUCAUGUUACUUAACGUUUCAUUCAGUAAUAUUAUUUAAAUUAAAUACAAUGUGAUAUAUCUGAGGAAGAAGGAGAUUUAUAAACAUAAUUUCAAGUUGAUUCUACUGAUUGUCAGUAGCUGGAUAUUUUAUUCCUUGACCAUGAAUAAUAAUAGCAGUAUCAUUGCUGGAAACUCGGUAGUUUUUUUGGAUAUCGAAAUUGCUCAAGAAAAAAUCGGGCGAAUUGUUAUUGAAUUAUUUAAUAAUGUUGUACCUAAAACAGCUGAAAAUUUUAGAGCUCUUUGUACUGGUGAAAAAGGCAUUGGUUUAUCAGGAAAGCCACUGCAUUUAAAAGGAUCAUCAUUCCAUCGAGCUGUUCCAGAAUUUAUGAUCCAAGGUGGUGACAUUACUGCUGGCAAUGGAUCUGGUGGUGAAAGUAUAUAUGGUUUGUUUUUUGAGGAUGAAAACUUUGAAUUGCUGCAUGAAGAACCUGGAGUUUUGAGUAUGGCAAACACAGGUCAAAAAAAUACUAAUAAUUCCCAGUUUUUCAUCACAACUGCUCCAUGUUCACAUUUGGAUGGCAAGAAUGUUGUUUUUGGAAAAGUAAAAAGAGGAUUUUGUGUAGUUCAAACAAUUUCUGUUACUAAUACUAAUAAUGACAUCCCUAUUAAUCCUUGUAUAAUCACAGACUGUGGCGAGCUUUCAAGUGAUAGUAAUACUUGGAAUAUUAAUGAAAAUGAUUCAACCAAUGAUGUUUACCCUCCUUUUCCCGAGGAUUGGAACAUUCAACCAACUGAUCUUGAUGUAAUACAAAUCUGUGAUGUACUAAAUAAAAUCAAAGAAUCAGGAAACUAUUUUUUUAGCUGUAAAAAUUAUUCAUGUGCUAGACGAAAAUAUGACAAAGUGUUACGAUAUUUUCAAUGGUAUAAAAGUUAUCAUAAAAAUUCUAAAUUGGAUUUAAAUAUGCUGGAUACCAUACAAACAAGUACAUUGUUAAAUUUAUCUACUGUUCAUUUGAAAGAGGGAAAUUACAAAAUUUCAAUUGAAUUAUCAGAACAAGUUUUAAACUUAGAUUGUAACAAUGGAAAGGCUCUUUUCCGCCUUGGUAAGGCCUAUGGAUCAAUUAAUAACUAUGAAAAAUCAAUUAAAUAUUUCGAAGAAGCUUUGGAAAUUUUUCCAGAUGAAAAAAAUAUUUUAAUUGAGUUAAAAAAAGUUAAGCAAGCUCAUAAACAAUAUUUAGCAACAGAAAAAAUA
This is a messenger RNA of Diuraphis noxia (Russian wheat aphid), 1258 nucleotides long. RefSeq names its product Cyclophilin 40 (gene Cyp40). Gene Ontology annotation, cellular component: mitochondrion; cytoplasm. Gene Ontology annotation, biological process: protein folding; protein peptidyl-prolyl isomerization. The record is from RefSeq and is a predicted model, not a curated record. Lineage: Eukaryota; Metazoa; Arthropoda; Insecta; Hemiptera; Aphididae. Gene Ontology annotation, molecular function: protein binding; cyclosporin A binding; peptidyl-prolyl cis-trans isomerase activity.